AUGGCGCUCGAACAGACAAUCACCGUUGUCAACAAUUCCGGCAAAAUCAUCAAGACCGGCAAGCAACUCUUCACAAUCUUCAAGGAAGCCCAAGGCACCUACAAGGACAAGAAGGCCGAGAUCAAGGCCGGCCAGUCCCUCCACCGAUCAAAAACCUUUGACACUGAAGGACGAUCAAAUUUAAUCGACGAUGACCGCUCCCGUUAUUACCCUCCUCGCGCCGCUCCUAGCGAAGCCGGCUCGCAACGCAGUCGCAGAUCGCGAAGCGUCCACUCGCGCCAUCCUCGAGACGACUUUGACGUCCGCAGCCGCAAGGCCUUGACCCUCGACAAUCUCGAGAGACACACCGAGAUUUCGGCUACAGCCCCCAGCAGAGCCCCUACACAGAUGACAUACAAGGACCCUUACGCCCAAAACAUGAACUAUGCCUUGUCUCCUCGUUCCAUGGCUCCCUCAGCCUACGGCGAUGCCAUGGUUCCCCGAAACCGAUCGACCGGAGAGCUUGUCCAGGCGACAAAGCCGCGCAAGGAAAUCGACAUGGACCUCGCCUAUGGUAGCGUCCCUCCCGAUCUGAAGGAUCGCACCGAUCUGGACCCACAGCAAUUCGAUGAGAAGCAGGCCAUGGGACUUGUUCACCGCGUCGAGGGCCUCCUUACCGAAGCCAAGUGUAUCCACCAUUCUGCCACGCACACCAUGGCCGAGCUUCAGAAGAACCCAGACCACGCCGCGGCCGUUGCGCUCACCCUUGCUGAGCUGUCCAAGAUUGUCAAGAAAACAUCACCAGCCUUCCUGACCCUCCUCAAGAGUGGAUCACCCGCUGUCUUUGGGCUCCUAUCGUCACCGCAAUUCUUGAUCGGCACGAGUAUCGCUGCUGGUGUCACAGUCAUUUGCUUUGGAGGAUGGAAGAUUUUCCAAAGAAUGGCAGAGGCCAAGGCGGCGCGCGAGGCUUUGGGUUACGAGGGUGUGCCCAUGAACCGACCUGCGCCCAUGCGCACACAGAGCGAGUAUUCUCCUUCCGAACAUGGCGGCGUGGAUGAGGCUCUCAUCCUUGAUGAUGAUCUGAGUUCAAUCGAGACCUGGAUGAGAGGUAUCCCAGCAGGCUCCGUAACAGAGAGCGUCGACAUGGAACUCAUUACACCUACCGCUUAUGGUAUGGGCGAUGACUUUGACACCAAGUCCCGCCGUAGCACAAGAACAACCAAGACAAGCAAGACCCACGACAGCCACCGAAGCUCCAAGUCUCACCGCACCGAAGGCAGCCAUCGCAGUUCCCGAAGCCGUCGCGACGACGACACCAAGAGUAGAUACACCGAGAGCAUCGCAGACAGUGAGCGCAGUCACCGCUCAUCAAGGAGCAAGCGCACCGACAAGACAGAGACGAGAUCCAUCGAUAGCCGAAGUAGCAGUCGACGAGACGACGCCUCCGAGGUGACGUUGCGGCCCAAGCCCAACCGCACCAACAGCAACAUGCUCAAGGCUCUUUUCAAGAGUAAGGAAAAGAAAGAGCGGUCUAUGGUCAUGGCUUAG
Messenger RNA from Fusarium venenatum, 1527 nucleotides. RefSeq lists its product as uncharacterized. The record is from RefSeq and is a predicted model, not a curated record. NCBI's taxonomy places the organism in Eukaryota, Fungi, Ascomycota, Sordariomycetes, Hypocreales, Nectriaceae.